Molecule: messenger RNA, 3005 nt
Organism: Coregonus clupeaformis (lake whitefish)
Lineage: Eukaryota; Metazoa; Chordata; Actinopteri; Salmoniformes; Salmonidae
Product: carnitine O-palmitoyltransferase 1, liver isoform-like
Exons: 19
Coding region: 602-2953 (783 amino acids)
Biological process (GO): fatty acid metabolic process; carnitine metabolic process
Cellular component (GO): mitochondrion
Molecular function (GO): carnitine O-palmitoyltransferase activity
Source: RefSeq, a predicted model, not a curated record
GUAGCAUCCAUUAGGUAGCUUGCCCUGUUAGCUAGCAAACUAGUGAUUCGGCUUGAUUAGCUAUCCAAACAGGUUACCGUACUUUCUCCAUCCUAAUAAUGAUUAGCAUAACUUUAGGUCACUCUCUGCAAUGCAAGUUGAGUUCCUCGAAUGCUUUGGUUACAGUAACGUUAGAUCAGGCAUUUAGCCAAAUAACUAAAGUUUCCGAGGGGUAUACUACGAUCAGGGUUUUCUAAAGCUAGCCAGCUUCAGUUAGCUUCACAUUCCAUUUCAGGCUUCAUCCAUACAUACUACGACGGAGGAUAUUGCUCGUCUGCCUGCCGCCACUUUUGGACAUAAAUGCAGCCGUUUUUUCUCUCUCGAUAUCAAUUCAUUUCUGGGGGACAAUUAAGUACCUAACUGUGAUUGUUUACAAUUAAAACAGUAAAGAAAAUAAACAUAGCUUCUUAGCAAAGAGCAAUUUCUCAAGCAAUCAUUUUUCUAGGACUGUCUGGGAGUGGUCUCAGUGGGGAGGGGAAACCCAACCUGGACUAAGGGUAGACAGAACAUAGUAAAUGUAAAUCCGGGAUACUCAAUUACUACGUGUUACGUUUGAUAUGGCAUGGCUGAAGCCCACCAGGCCGUGGCCUUCCAGUUCACGGUGACUCCGGAAGGCAUCGACCUGCAGCUGUCCCACCAGGCCCUCACAGAGAUCUACCUCUCAGGCCUGCGCUCCUGGAAAAAGAAGUUAAUCCGCCUCAAGAACGGUGUGAUAACAGGGGUGUACCCCGCCAGUCCCUCCUCCUGGCUGUUUGUGGUCAUCGCCAUCCUGGCCACCAUGUACAUGCGCUCCGACCCCUCCAUGGGUCUCAUCGCCAAGAUCCAGGAGCACCUACCUGUCAGUCAGUCUCUGAGUGCCCAGUGCCAGACGGUGGUGUCGGCGGUGCUGUUCAGCACGCUGCUCUGGCUCUCCCUCAUCUUCACCAUGCGCAUGUGCCUCAAGCAGCUGCUCUCCUACCACCGCUGGAUGUUCGAGCAGCGCGGCAAGAUGUCCAACACCACCAAAGUCUGGGUGGCGCUGGUGCGGAUCUUCUCAGGCAGACAGCCUCUGCUCUACAGCUACCAGGGGUCUCUGCCAAACCAGCCUGUGCCGGCCGUCAAAGACACGGUCAAGAGGUAUCUGGAGUCGGUGCGGCCGCUGAAGACCCCUGAUGAGUUUGAACGCAUGACGUCGCUGGCCACUCAGUUUGAGAGCAGCCUGGGGAACCGGCUACAGUGGUAUCUCAAACUCAAGGCUCUCUGGGCUUCCAACUACGUGAGCGACUGGUGGGAGGAGUACAUCUACCUGAGAGGACGGAGCCCUAUCAUGGUCAACAGCAACUACUACGGCAUGGACUUCUUGUAUGUGACGCCCACCCCCAUCCAGGCUGCCAGGGCAGGCAACACCCUCCAUGCCUUCCUCAUGUACCGCAGGAAGCUCAACAGAGAGGAGCUCAAGCCUAGUCGUGUUCCAGGCACUGUCAUUCCUCUGUGUGCAGCUCAGUGUGAGAGGAUGUUCAACACCACACGCACUCCUGGAGAGGAGACCGACACGGUGCAGCACUGGCAGGAUAGUGACUAUGUGGCGGUGUACCACCGGGGGCGCUACUUCCGCCUGAGGAUGUACUCGUCUAGCCGGCCGCUGUCACCACGAGAGAUCGAGUCACAGCUCCAGAGGAUCCUGGAUGACCCGUCGCCCCCCUCCCCGGGAGAGGAGAAGCUGGGGGCCCUGACGGCUGGAGACAGAAUUCCCUGGGCUAAGGCCAGGAAGGAAUACUUCAGCUCGGGCGUGAACAAGCGGUCGCUCGACUGUAUCGAGAAAGCAGCGUUCUUUGUGACCUUGGACGAUGACGAGCAAGGCGUGAUGGGAGAAGACUCAGCUGCUAGUCUGGACCGUUACGCCAAGUCCCUGCUCCACGGGAAGUGUUACGACAGGUGGUUUGACAAGUCUUUCUCCGUGGUGAUCUAUAAAAACGGGAAGAUCGGUCUGAACGCUGAGCACUCAUGGGCCGAUGCACCGGUGGUAGCACACUUAUGGGAGUAUGUGUUGGCCACAGACAGUUUCCAGCUGGGGUACAAUGAAGAGGGCCAUUGUAAGGGAGAGGUGGAUGCCUCUCUACCCCGACCUCAGAGACUGAGCUGGGACAUCACCCCAGAGUGUCAGGAGCAGAUCUCCCAGUCUCUGGGGGUGGCCCAGGCCCUGGCCGAUGAUGUGGACUUCCACGUCUUCUCCUUCCGGGACUUUGGAAAGGGCAGGAUGAAGAAGUGCCGCAUCAGUCCCGACGCCUACAUCCAGCUGGCCCUUCAGCUGGCCUACUACAGGGACAGGGGCAUGUUCUGUCUGACCUACGAGGCCUCCAUGACCCGUUUGUUCAGGGAGGGCCGGACCGAGACUGUGCGCUCCUGCUCCAAUGAAAGCUGUGCCUUCGUCAAAGCCCUGGAGGGAGGAGAGGGGGUAGAGGUGUGCAGGAGGCUUUUCCGCCAAGCCUCAGAGAAGCACCAGAACCUGUACAAACAUGCCAUGACCGGCGCCGGCAUCGACAGGCACCUCUUCUGUCUCUACGUGGUCUCCAAAUACCUUGGCGUGGACUCUCCCUUCCUGAAAGAGGUGCUGUCCGAGCCAUGGCAUCUCUCCACCAGUCAGACUCCUGUCCAGCAGGUGGAGCUGUUUGACAUGGUCAACCACCCAGAGUACAUCUCCUGUGGCGGAGGCUUUGGCCCGGUGGCAGACGAUGGUUACGGGGUGUCCUACAUCAUCAUGGGAGAGAACAUGAUCAACUUCCACAUCUCCUGCAAGCACUCCUGCCCACAGACUGGCUCCCAAAAGUAUGGAGGUCAGAUCAGGCAGGCCCUGCUGGACCUGCUUCAGCUGCUCUGCCCAGACCAAAGAGAACCCUCUAGAACAGACCAGAGCCAGACCAAGAAGGACCUGUAGAUCUGGAGAGGAGAAACAGAAUCAAGGGGGAAGAGGAGGAAACGGGGAGAUG